This is a messenger RNA of Rotaria sordida, 1149 nucleotides long. The record is from the annotation of a GenBank genome assembly. NCBI's taxonomy places the organism in Eukaryota, Metazoa, Rotifera, Eurotatoria, Philodinida, Philodinidae.
AUGGCAGAUUCAAGUUAUUACUUAAAUCAAACUGUCCCUGUUUCAUCCAUUCAAACAACAACACCUAUGAAUUAUAUUCUAUUAGGUAAUCGUAUUGGAACAAUUAUCUAUUCAAUAAUUUAUAUAUUGGGUUUUCUUGGUAAUACAUUUGCUCUUAUGACAUUUUCCAGUCGAUGUAUGCGUCAAAAUUCAAGUGGCAUAUUUCUUCUUAUAUUAUCAAUAAGUGAUAUUAUUGCACUUGUAACAUCAAUAUGGUUCUAUUUAUCUGAUGCAUUUGCAAUUAAUUUACAAAAUUAUUCCGCAUUAGCAUGUCGUCUUCGUACAUUUCUUGCUUAUGUUUUUAUGGAUUUAUCAUCGUGGUGUGUAGCCGGUUUAGCAUUUGAUAGAUAUAUACGUAUUCGAUUACCUAUGUAUUCAAAAAAUGUUUGUACACCACGUAAUGCAUUAAUAAUGAUAUUAAUAUUUUUUCUUUUGUUAUGUGGUAUAAAUGGACAUUAUUUUUCACCUGGUAUUGGACAAGAACGUGGUGAAAAUCGUACAACAGCACAUUGUUUAGAAAAUCGUAAAAAAUAUCCAAAUUAUUAUUAUUUUUAUAAAAUAAUUUGGCCAAAAAUUGAUAUGAUUAUUUUUUGUUUUUUACCUGCUUGUAUUAUGAUUUUAUGUAAUGUUAAUAUAAUUUAUCUUCAUAAAAAACGAUUACAUAAUUUUGAAAAUUUAAAUAAUUAUAGACUAAAGAAAAGAUCUACACAAAUAAAUAUUCAACAAACAUUAAAUGGUAUUUUACCUGUUCAAAACGCAUCUAUAAUACGUCGAAGAACUAUGGAAAGACAAAUGUCAUUAAUGAUGGCAGCUUGUGUUAUUGUAUUUCUUUGUACAACAUUACCUAUAACAAUAUAUCUUAUUUUACUUGAACAAGUUAUUAUGAAAAAUCCAAAUUUUGCACGAAACAAUGCCUUUUUACCAUUUAUAUUUCGUAUGCUGCGUGCUCUUAUGUAUAUUCAUUUUGGCUCGAAUUUUUAUUUAUAUUGUUUAACUAGUCGAAUAUUUCGUGCUGAAUUUAUUCAACAAAUAACAUGUCGAAAAUUCAUUGUAGAAUCAAAUCAUGACCAAUCAAAACAUUUUAUACUUAAUAAACUUUUUCAUUUAUAA